Messenger RNA from Adineta steineri, 642 nucleotides. Lineage: Eukaryota; Metazoa; Rotifera; Eurotatoria; Adinetida; Adinetidae. The record is from the annotation of a GenBank genome assembly.
AUGCAGUCAGAAUAUGCAUCAUUGAUGAAUUAUGUUCUUCCAAGAACUCGUCACGGUGAUAUACAUGGUAUCAUUAAUGCUAUUGAUAGAUACGGAUGGACAAAAGGAUGGCUUAUGAAUAUUGGUGAUCGAAAAGGAGAAAUUCUAGAUAGUGCUAUUCAAUCACGAAGACCAAGAACGGUUUUAGAACUUGGUACUUUUCUUGGCUAUAGUUCAUUAAGAAUGGCAGCUCAAGUACCAAGAGGUACAAGAAUUAUCUCAAUUGAGAGAGAUCCAGAAGCAGCACAAGUAGCUCAUAUUAUUCAUAAACAUGCAGGUGUUGAAAAUCAAAUAAAAAUUAUAGUUGAUACAACAGAGAAUGCUAUUCCUCGAUUAAAAAGAAGAUUUCAUAUUCGUUCAUUUGAUUUUAUUUUCAUUGAUCAUGCUGGUUCACUUUAUUUACCUGAUUUUAAACUAUUAGAACGUCAUGGUUUAAUUAAAUCUGGAACAAUGAUUGUAGCUGAUAAUGUUAUUACUCCUGGUGCACCUGGUUAUUUACGUUAUGUUCGAAAUAAUCGAAAUUAUACAACACAAACAAUUGAUUCAACUAUUGAAUAUAACGAUGAUAUACCUGAUGCCGUUGAAAUAACAGUACGAAGAUAA